AUGGACCUAAUGGCGGAUACGGAUAACAAUGCAACCGACUUUGAUGCGACAAUGGUAAACGCGGCUAACCAGAUGUAUUCUGAACUACCUGAAGAAGAGAGAACGGGCUCUUUCGGUAAUGCCCUCAAGUAUUUUAUUUCGUUGGGAUUUUUCGGAUAUGGUUUUCGGAAAAGUGUUAAUCUUAAUGCGAGGUUUCGCACAGGAAUUCAGACACUAGGUACUAUGUUCAAAAUUGUCAAUACGGGGGAAGACAAACAGCGCUUUCAUGAUGCACUGCAAUACCAUGAAGAAAAUAGAACAGCUAUUGGUAAAAUAGAUUUUGAAAAACAUUUCGGUUGUCCACAGAACCAAAUGUCAUGCAAAAUUAAUCAAUGUCAAAAUACGCUCAAGUUACAAACAGAUUUCCAAAACGCAAUUCAAGAUGCCCGACAAAAACUAGCUGAUAGUGUGAUUUAUAAUUCCGCAAAAACUUCUUCUGCUAUUAUCGUCAUGCAGAUUGUUAAAAUCUAUUUCGUUUGGAAAGAAAUCUCUGCGGCAAAAAACUUACAUAAUGAUCCCAUGAAAUUCAAGCAAAUUGAAUUAAAUAUCGAUACACUCCAAAAGAUCAUUGGACAACUUAAUCAAGCACUUCAGGCAAACAACAUGAACCAGAUUUCAAAAAUAAGUACGCGUGCGCAUCUCAAAUAUAACCAGACCAAAACAUUAAUUAGUAAUUUGCAGUUAAAAAUUAAUGGAAAAUUCGAAAGAUUAGAUAUGACAGCGGAUCGGCAGGUUCUAGAUGGUAUUUCACAUUUUGCGUCCGCUAUCGGCAAUGGUUUGCAAUUUCACGGCGUUUAUGGUUUUGCUUCAUCAGAUGCUAAGGCUCUUGCUGUAAUAUUAGUUGCUACUUUUAGCGUCUUCACAGUGGCUGAUAUAGCCACUUAUCAUAUUACCAAAAAACGUAUGAAAGAAUUGCAACAGGACUUAUCAUACUUGGACACUCUCAAUCACCAAUUGGAUCAGCUUUAUCAAGCAAUUGAAGAAGCGGAAAAUCUCGUCUAA
Molecule: messenger RNA, 1041 nt
Organism: Adineta ricciae
Lineage: Eukaryota; Metazoa; Rotifera; Eurotatoria; Adinetida; Adinetidae
Source: the annotation of a GenBank genome assembly